This is a messenger RNA of Dermatophagoides pteronyssinus (European house dust mite), 1113 nucleotides long. RefSeq lists its product as uncharacterized. Gene Ontology annotation, cellular component: membrane; endoplasmic reticulum. The record is from RefSeq and is a predicted model, not a curated record. NCBI's taxonomy places the organism in Eukaryota, Metazoa, Arthropoda, Arachnida, Sarcoptiformes, Pyroglyphidae. Gene Ontology annotation, biological process: protein localization to plasma membrane; GPI anchor biosynthetic process. Gene Ontology annotation, molecular function: glucosaminyl-phosphatidylinositol O-acyltransferase activity.
UGUCAAAUCUAAUUCGAAAUGUAUUAGUUGGAAAAACAUUGGCCAACAAUCCAUACAGUAUCCCGAUACAAAAAGAUUUCCAUAUUUAUCUAAUAUGAUGUCAUCAUUAUUAAUGGCCACCUGUUUAGCCAUCUUUGCCGUCGAUUUUCCUUCAUUUGAUCGUCGUUUUUCUAAGACAGAAAUGUAUGGUUGGAGUUUGAUGGAUGUAGGUGUCGGUUGUUUUAUUGCCAUUAAUGGGGCCUUGUCUCCAGAAUCCAGAUUGAUAAAUAGCAAAAUUUCUUUGAUUGAAAGAUUUAAAAAAACAUUAAGCUCUUCACUUCCAUUAAUUGUGAUUGGAUUGUUUCGUUUGGUAGCAACCAAAUCGGUCAACUAUCAAGAACAUGUUAGUGAAUAUGGAAUUCAUUGGAAUUUCUUCUUUACGAUCAGCUUCGUCAAGAUUCUAUCUUCAAUAUUAUGUGCCUUACUCGGUGAACAAAUUAAUCUUUAUACAGUAUCGAUAAUGAUAAUGAUUGUGCAUCAAAUAAUGCUUAAAACAUUCGGCACAGAAUUCAUAAUGGAUCCAUCGAAUCGAUCGUUGAAUCUAUUUGCAGCUAACAAAGAAGGCUUCAUAUCAUUACCAGGAUUUAUUUCCAUUUAUUUGUUCUUCGUUCAAUUAGGACGAAAUUACAUUCCAAAAAGAGAAAAAGUUAAUGAACUUUUAUCGAUUAUCUUACAAUUAGUAAUCAUCGGUCUUCAAUCAUUAGCAGUAAUGUUUGCUGCAUAUCAUCUUUUGGAACCAGUAUCUCGUCGUGAAGCAAACAUGCCAUUCAUUUGUUUCAUUACCUGUUGUGCCUGUCUAAACAUUGUGAUUGAACUAGUCUAUUUUAUUUGGAUUCAAAUUGCUAAACCAAAUUUUCAUUAUGAAAGUUCGGUUUUUAGCGUUAUUAAUCACAAAGGAUUAUUAAUAUUUUUAAUAGCCAAUCUUAUAACCGGUCUGGUCAAUUUAUCCAUUGAUACUAUGAUGGUAAAUAAUGUUAUGUCUGUGUUAUUGAUUCAUUUAUAUGCUGUUGUUCUUACAUUCUCUGGUUUUCUUUUGGAUAAAAUUUUUACCUAAAUAAAUUAUUUUUUUUUUAU